AUGCCGGCAAAAGGGUCAUGGCGGAGUCGUUCGUUACUACUGCCACUGCUGCUGGCGCCAGUCACGCAAGCCAUCGAUCUGGAUCUCAAUAGCCAAGAAUCCAUCGCCAGCGCAGCGAGUUAUGCCGCCUGGGGCAUGAUGACAUGGUACGCCGGCAACGAAACAGGGCAAACCCCGGGAAAGCUCUUGAAUACGUGGUGGGAAGGCGGUGCCAUGUUCAUGGCUCUCAUGGAAUAUUAUCAUUUCACGGGUGACGCGACAUAUAACGAUGAAAUCAUCGUGGGAAUGGAGUGGCAAGCUGGAGAUGGCAAUUACAUGCCGUCCAACGAAAGUAACUACAUCGGUAACGAUGAUCAAAUGUUCUGGGGACUUGCCGCCAUGACCGGUGCCGAGUUGGCAUUUCCCGAAGAUUCCAACUCGUACUCGUGGUUGACACUUGCGCAGGGUGUCUUCAACACACAGAUUGCACGCUGGGAUACGUCGGCCUGCGGCGGAGGAAUGCGAUGGCAAAUCUGGACUUGGGAGGCAGGAUAUACUAUGAAGAAUGCCAUUUCAAAUGGCGGUCUCUUCCAACUAGCCGCGCGGCUGGCUCGAUAUACAUACAAUGAGACGUAUGCCGAGUGGGCCACUAAGAUCUGGAAUUGGUCCAUCUCCACUCCGCUGAUAGACACGGAGACAUGGGAAAUAGGAGAUUCGGUCAGCAUGGGUAACAACUGCUCGACUGUCGAUUCCACACGGUGGUCUUAUAAUUACGGCACAUUCCUGAGUGGAGCAGCGUUUAUGUAUAAUUAUACAAAUGGAUCCGCGGAAUGGUUGAAUGUUGUCAACAAUCUGUUGAACGCCACUAUAGACUUAUUCAUUCCUACCAGCUACAACAGCGUCCUCACUGAAGUCUCGUGCGAACCGACGGAAAUCUGCAACCGCAAUGAGAUUCUCUUCAAGGGGCUUGUCGCUGGAUGGCUGGCCUUUAUCGCACUGAUCGUUCCGUCCACCUAUGACACGAUUCUCCCUCAUCUUCAACGAUCUGCACAGGGCGCAGCUGAGUCUUGCACCGGUAAAGGCAAUGACACGUGUGGCAUCAAGUGGUACACAGGCGACUGGGAUCACGAAAUCGGACUGGAAGAACAAAUGAGUGCGUUAAAUGUGUUUUGGGCAAAUCUGAUCAACAAGGAUAAUGCAAGUUCAUAUGCCCCAGUUACUUCACACACGGGAGGAAAUAGUACUAGUGAUCCUUCUGCGGGAACGGGUAGUGGCUCAAGCGGCACCAGCAGCAGUACCACGACUACGAUCACCACCGGUGAUAAAGCUGGUGCCGGCAUCCUGACUGCCGUCGUUGCUGCAGGCAUUAUUGGAUCGGUUUACUUCACAUUGUCAGGGAACUGA
This is a messenger RNA of Talaromyces atroroseus, 1383 nucleotides long. RefSeq lists its product as hypothetical. The coding region runs from base 1 to 1383 and encodes 460 amino acids. Gene Ontology annotation, biological process: fungal-type cell wall biogenesis; carbohydrate catabolic process. The transcript is spliced from 4 exons. The record is from RefSeq and is a predicted model, not a curated record. NCBI's taxonomy places the organism in Eukaryota, Fungi, Ascomycota, Eurotiomycetes, Eurotiales, Trichocomaceae. Gene Ontology annotation, molecular function: mannan endo-1,6-alpha-mannosidase activity.